GCGGCGGCGAUCGGAGAGCGUGGUGCACGGCCGUUACGCGUGGCGCCCUUGUCGCCCUCGUAAUCCGCGCGCGCCAAUGUCGAGACGGUCCGUUAGUCGUUCGACGGCUUCCACCGGGUCCGCACGUCGCAAAACGCCCGUCAAACGAACGCGUGUGAAUAUUACGACCCGAAGCGGAGACGACGACGGCACGGCCGACGAGUUUUCGCGCGACGCGACCGUUUCCGCGUCCCGGACGCGGUAACCCGGUAUUUACCGCCGACGACGGUAACCCGGUAUUUACCGCCGACGACGGUAGAGUAAAGACAGACGAGAAGCGGAUUAGCGAAGACAGCGCGUAGUCUCGCCCGACGGAUUCGCCGGAAGAUCGGACGCGUCCGUCCGUCCGCCCGCGCAGCGACGAUGGCCUGCUGCGGCCGGCCGGCCCGCCGAUGGAACGCUGUGUCGCCGCCGCCGGCGACCACCGUUACCGGUUCGGUGUGGCCAUCGCCGCCGCCGCCGCCGCCGCUACUGCCGUCGUCGCGACAACAGCCGCAGCCAUGUUAGUGGCCACCGUGGUGUCCAUGUGGGUGCUCAGCGCCAUGGCCGUCACCGUCCGGCACGGCCGGUCCAGGAUGGCCAGGUGGGCGCAACAACAGCACAACGACGUGCAACCGUCGACGGUGGUCGCGACCACCACCGCGGCCGGACGCUUGCACGACCCGGGCGGCGGCACGUCGUCCGGCCCGCUUCCGCUGCCGCCGCCGACGCUUCCGCCGUCGCUGAGGUCGCCGCCGUCGUCGUCGUCGGACGAUUUCGGACUGCAGCAACAGCACCACCGGCACAAGGCGAACGCGCUGCUCCGCAUCGUCGAGUCGCAACAGCAGUUGGGCGACAACUGCACGGCCGGCACGGAUCUGAACAUGGGCGAAGGGGUCGUGGACAGAUACGCUCAGGAACGGUUCAGGGUAAUGGCUAAUGUAGCCGUGAAUCGAGCUAACAUGUUAACGAGAAUCUGGAAGUAUGGGAAUCCCGAAGUAACUGCUUCUGAGUAUUUACUUCACGCUGGAGUCAUAUCUAUGGUAGAGUUCGAUAACGACAUAUUUGCCGCCGGGAAUUGUUAUGACCAACAACAGUACAAAGAAUAUUGGCUAUUUUGUCCAUACGCAUACAGACUUCCAGACGGCGAUAGAAUAUUGGCUAAAGAUUUGGCGGUUGAGUACAACUAUUUAUCGAACACCAGCGAAUGGUUUUACAUAGCUCGACAUAAAGCACAAGUCGUGAUCGAUAAGAACAAUCAGUACAGUCACGCAUUUAACUCUUAUACUUGGAAUGAUACAGCGCACACAGACUGGAUAGCUGAUGACGUAUUAACAGUUACGUACGAAGAUGGCAAAUGGAGUAAACCUUAUUACGAUUGUGGUGGUGGAAAUAUUUGGAUGCUCACGUACACUGUACCAUUUUUUGGCUACAAAGAUGGAAAAUAUUUUUUCAAAGGUACCAGUGGAAUCGAUAUUGAUUUAAGAAGGGUUGACAUUGAUCAGUGUCCUUUGCCACCAGGAAGUAAUCAUUUUAACAUAUUCGCCUCAUCUGACAAGUGUAAAAAACAAACUACUUACUGUGUACCUGUUUCGGGUUUAGGGUUUCGAAGAGGGAGUUACAAGUGUAUGUGCCGUCGAGGUUAUUACUUCCCCGCUCCUAAAUACGUGGGGCAUCCUGGAACCAGAUAUUUCAAUGGAGUCAUUAUUGAAGAAGAAUAUGAAAAACUGAUGCAGGGAAAACCAAACAACUACAGCCAACAUAGCAUGUUCGAGUGUUUGCGAUGUGCCGAAGGAUGCGAUGAGUGCAUUGACUCCAGCCCUUGUAUAGCGUCCUUAAACUGGGUACUCCGUUCAAUUAUACUAGUGCUCUCUCUGGUGAUUAUAGGAUGCCUUCCGCUAGUUGUGUUCUUCACGUGGAAAUACGGACAUCUAAAAGUUGUUCGAGCAGCUAGUCCUGCAUUGCUAAGAGUUAUUGCUCUUGGGGCCUUCUUCAUCUAUGCCACGAUGAUUGUUAUGUAUCCAAAACCAAAUGUGAUUACUUGUAUUGCUCGUGUUUGGCUUCGAGAAAUCGGAUUCUCCCUCACUUAUGGAGCAUUAAUGCUCAAGACAUGGAGGAUAUCAGUAAUAUUUAGGGUGAGGUCAGCAAAAGUUGUGAAAAUCACAGACAAGGACUUACUAAAGAGACUUGGACUAAUGAUGGCGGUAGUUGGUUUAAUAAUGCUAAUUAGAACCCUGGUCAAUCCACCAUAUGUUAUAGUAGGUAGAACAGCAGAUAAUUUGAAGACAGAUCUGUGUCCAACUGGAUGGUGGGACAGAUUUUUCUCUAUACUGGAAGUAUUAUUUCUAGUUUGGGGUAUCCGUCUUUGUAUUGUUGUACGAAAAGCACCAUCAGAAUUCAACGAGAGUCGAUUCAUGUCAAUGGCAAUUUACAAUGAAUUUAUUCUCUCAGUCUUCCUUAAUGUAUCAAUGUUUUUUCUACAGUCACCGGCUAACCCUGACUUGCAGUAUAUCAUUUUCUUCUGCCAUACUCAACUUACAGUUACGACUUUGCUAGGGUUUAUAUUCGCUAGUAAGGCAUAUUUAGUGAUGAGAGGCGAAGAAGCAAAUGAUGAAGAUGGACAUGUAAAGAGCAUUAAAGUGACUGGCGGUAGUAGAAUGUUUAGUAAACAGACUAGAAAUUCAAACAAAGCUAAUAACUCGACAUUUUGUGGCUUAGAAGAGUCUAGUACUGACUUUGUAUUAACGGAAACAGACGCGCAAGAAGAAUUUGCUCAACUCUUUAGGCAGCUGGAUGCGCUCAAGGACAAGAACUUGAGACUUGGCAAUCGGCAUUUGGCCGAAAAGAUAUCGGCUAUGCAAGAGGUGAGCAAACGCGUUGUCUGGUCGACCAAUAUCGAAAAAAAAUCAUCAGCUGCAGCCGUAGGGGGUUACACGUUCACAAACCACCAUCUUGGAUGUAGUCACCCGGUUAGCGGUAGUCAAAAAUCAUUGGUCGUCAAUCAAAAUGGCAAGAAACCGUUUAUGAAGGAAGUGACGGUGUGACAUGCGUUAUAAUUCUAUAUCCAGAGGCUACAUCUAAUUCCACUGUUCAGUCGUUUGUGACUUUAAAUUCAACAAAGUAUUUCAAUAAACCUAAAAUACAUUGUUAACAAUUCAGGAAAACAAAGAAAUUACUAACCAUUGUCGUUGCUGUCGUUGAUUAGUUUAAAUCCUAUCCCAAAUAUGUUGUAUAAAAAUACUAAUUUAUUGUUAUUAUUUUAAGUAGGUAUAGGUUAUGUUAUUAUAUGCGUUUUUUAAUAUCAACGUGCUUAAAAUAUUUAACAGAAAUUAUAGUUUUUAUAUCAAUGAAUCUUUAAAUAUCUCAAGAAAGUGGCGUGGGAUUUGUUAUUUUCGAUUUUCGAUCAGAAUAAAAUACUAUUUUCCCCAUUUAUAUGUGCAUUUAUACACACACAAACAUUUUUUUAUUAUUUUUUUUAACUUUGUUUUAAUUAUAAUAAACUUGUUUACUGUUAGAUCUGUUAUAUCUACAUAGUAUACUUUUGGUAUGCAAAAUGGAACAAAGUUCAUUUGCAACACUUCAUUAUCAAAAAUGCUACUCACAUUUUUUUUUUUUUAACUUAACUAAAAAUUAAAAAUAUCGACGAAAAGUGAUUUUUAUUAUUGAAUUUAACAUAAAAUAAAUAUUUGGCUCAAUUUAAAUCUAAAACCUUUAGUUUAGGUUAUGUAAAUAGAACAAAUCUAAAUACCGGACACCCUCUUUUUAAAACCUCUGUCAAUUUAAUUUAGAAUAAGUUAAGUUAAUACUUUAUGUAAAUUAAAUUAGAAUGCACUGAGUUUAAAACAAAAAAAGAUUAUCCAGACGUAUACUCUUCUUGGACUAUAAGUUGAUUAACAACAAUUUCCUCAGUUAUUAACUAAUAACACUAUAACAGACAUUGUCUAUAACAAUGCUUUGUAAGUAUCUACUUGUAUAAUGUUAUUUGUUUAAAUUAUAUUUUAGUAAAAUUAACUUUGGCUUAUGGUAUGUACGAUCGUUGUGUUCGAAUAUUUUAACAAAAUAACAACUAGUCUCGCAUUAUUUGUGGAAAAUCCAAUUUU
Molecule: messenger RNA, 4118 nt
Organism: Aphis gossypii (cotton aphid)
Lineage: Eukaryota; Metazoa; Arthropoda; Insecta; Hemiptera; Aphididae
Product: probable G-protein coupled receptor CG31760
Exons: 13
Coding region: 432-3062 (876 amino acids)
Biological process (GO): G protein-coupled receptor signaling pathway
Cellular component (GO): membrane
Molecular function (GO): G protein-coupled receptor activity
Source: RefSeq, a predicted model, not a curated record